UCGUUUUACUUUUUUUUAAUUUUUUUGUUAUAUUGGUAACAUUGUUUAAGAAAGAUGGUUGACGGUGGUACACUUUUCUGACAAAAAUUGGAAAACUCAAUCUUUUUGUUAUUCUAGACCUUCUGAACAAAGUUUUUUGCCGUCGUAUGUAACUGCGGUUACACUGAGACGUGACAAUGGUUAAGAAAAAGAGACAGAGCGAUCCUGGUGAGAAUGGCGAUGAAUCUACGGAAUCGUGCGACGAGAACGUCAAAUCCGCAUGUCCUCAUGUAGCCAAGGCUGUAGACCUGACGCAGCUGAAGAAGGCGCUCAAAACGGGAGGCUUCCAGACGGAAUGCUCCGAGUGUAAGAAGUCGUCCAAGACCGAGGUCUCUGACCCCGAUUUCGAAGAAGACCUUUCGUUAUGGAUGUGCUUGCGUUGCGGGUCGCAGCUCUGCGGACGGACACGGAACAAGCAUGCCCUGAACCACUUCAAGACCCCGCGCUCCGACUGCCAUGCCCUCACUGCCAACACGACCACUUGGGAAGUAUACUGCUACAACUGCAACAAUGAAGUUACCGCUUCCAGUGCUAAGAAGCUGCAUGAAUGUGUAGAAUACCUUAAAAAGCAAGCAGUAGGCGGCGGGAAUGCUAAAUCACUCCCUCCAAUUGAACUGCCUUAUAAUCAAGACUCAAAAAUUGAUGUUCCAACUGUAGAAACUAUAAUUAAAAUUGACCCACUAUCUAAAGGAAAAGACAAGGCUAUGUUAAGUCUACCAAGAGUGAGAGGCCUCACAAAUCUAGGAAAUACUUGCUUUUUCAACUCAGUGAUGCAGUGUCUGGUGCAGACACCGUAUUUGUUGCAAGUUCUGCAGGAGAUGGCUAAUCCUGGUGAGAGGUUCACUUUGCCUGGUGGAAAGUUGAAGCUGAAACCGGACGGUGAUGAUGGGAAAGAGGUGGACCUGCCUCCGAUAACGGGACAGCUGGCUGAGUGGGGGACAUUGACCCGCACUCUGUCGGAAACAUUAAGUGAAUUACAAGCAGGUGAAGGUGGAGUGUACAACCCUCGGAAGCUGCUGUCAGCGCUGGUGAACAAGCUGCCUCAGUUCGGAGGCGGCGACCAGCAUGAUGCUCAUGAGCUGCUCCGGCAUUUGCUUGAAGCUGUCAGGUCAGAGGACCUCAGACGCUAUCAAUCGGUCAUACUCAGCAGUCUCGGCAUGAGUUCCAAGGUCGACCCCGCCAAGGUCGACGGCGAGGUCAAGCAGAAGGUCAAGUUCUACGGCCAGCAAGCGUCCGACACUAUGCUGAGGCCUGAACAGGUAACUAAGGUGUUCCGCGGCUUCCUAGUCUCGACCCUGGAGUGCCAGGAGUGCCUCCACCAGUCUGACCGCGCGGAGUACUUCCUGGACCUCUCGCUCCCGGUGGCAGCCAGCAGGCCGCAACCCCCGGCAGUCGUGAGGAGGAAAACACCUAAUGAAGAGAAUGUUUACAAUGCGCAAGAGGAGAAACCUUCAAAACACCAAUUGAAGAAGGAGCGGAUAGCUGCCCGCAAGGCCGCCAGAAAGAACAAAGGUAACUCGACGUCCAAAGACGAGCCGUCGACUGACGCCAACGGUACGACCAAGACUGAUGGUAAGUCUUCUUCGGAGCAAUCUGACGCGGAUGUAGAGGAUAACCUUGAGGAUAUGCCUCGGCAGCCUGACACCCAUACUGUCUCCGUGGGCACCCAAGCCAUUGCCCACACGGCGGCAAACUUCGCAGCCUACCACAUGGAGUCAGGGUACAACUCCGAGAAGGUCAUCAGCUCCGACUCCAUCCGCACCAGUCCCGUCGACAUGGACAAGGAGAAAACAGACAACACUCCCGAACAUGCGGACAAAGACAAGGUCGAAUUCGCCGACCAUUCCACGUCGACCACAGCGAUACCGCUCGAAUAUAAACCCCUUAUUUCUUUAGAGAACCUCUCUAACCCGGACUCGGGAGUCGCGAGUCCGGAGGCCACGAAACAUAACUCUACAGAAACUGUGGAUAAUGUGGACUCCCCGACUAAUGGCAAGGAGCUCGGCAGCCAUAGCUCGCUCUCCAGCGAAAUUAACCUCGACCUGUCCAGUCCGCAGCAUAACAAACUGUCCCCCGUCAAAACGGAGUUCGAGAGGCCGGUGUCGAGGAUAUCCUUCGUGCCCGAGUACUCCAACGAGGUGGUGUCUCGAGGGAUCAGCGUGCAAGGGUGUCGGAGUGUGCUCGAGCACAGCGGGGAGAGCAGCUACGAGUCCUUACCCGAGAGCAAGACUCUCAACGACUUGAACAAUCAUUUGGACAAACUCAAACUGUACAUGGAUGACUCUAAGACCAAGACCAAGCCCGCGUUACCUUCUCCGGUAGCCGUCGAGGCGCCUGCCGACCCGCCGCCGCCCGCGCCCAAGCCUAAAGUCAACAACAUCGAUGCCGAGAAGAGUCAGAGAGACUUCAUGCCCUACUCGCGACAGAGUCCGCUGUCACCGCGAUACGUAUGCGACGAAGAUGAGUGCAGCAUCCAGUCCUGUCUCAGUCAAUUCACUGCUCUUGAGUUGCUGACAGGCAACAACAAAGUUGGCUGCGAGACGUGCACAGAAAGAAUCAACGGUAAAGACGGAAAGACAGUGUAUACAAACGCGACUAAACGGUUCCUAGUAUCGAGUCCGCCGGCCAUACUGAUUCUGCACUUGAAGCGGUUCCAGAUCGGGCCGCGCUGCAUGUUCCGCAAGAUGUCCAAGCACGUGGACUUCCCCACGGUGCUGGACCUGGCGCCGUUCUGUGCGAUGGACAAGGUGCGCAAGCUGCCGAAUGUAGCGCGGGGGCAGUCGUCGCUGCUGUACUCGCUGUACGGCGUGGUGGAGCACUCGGGCGGCAUGCACGGCGGGCACUACGUGGCGUACGUGAAGGUGCGGGGCCGGGUGGCGCCGGGCGACGCGCGCUGGUGGUUCCUGCCGCGCGGCGGGCACACGGCGCCGGCGGCGGGCGACGCGGACUCGGAGUCGGAGCUGUCGGGCUACGAGUCGGGCGAGGCGCCGGCGCCGCGGGCGCGGCCGCCGCCCGGCAAGUGGUACUACGUGUCGGACAGCAUGGUGUCGGAGGUGUCGGAGGACAAGGUGCUGCGGGCGCAGGCCUACCUGCUGUUCUACGAGCGCAUCCUGUAGGCGAGCGUCCGCGCGACGUCCCGGCCUAAGCGAGGAUUGGCAUUUAAGUGGAAGACUGGUAGCAUCUACGUAGGCGAGUCGCAACAUGUUACGUCACUGUACGCGCUGUAUAUAGCUUCGGAGGUUAUUAUUUACUGGCUUUUUGUUUCAUCGUACUAUUUGCGCGGCGACGCGCUAUGUGAUUAGUUUAUUUCUAUUAAUGAAUUGUUUAUGUAUAAUAUUAGGUCGUGUGGCGCCGGUUGGGGGGUAUGCCCGGGUUCUACGAGCACAUUUUAGUUUGUUACACUCAUAAUCUUGUUACCAUAGGUGCUAAACGCCCGGCGAAUAUUAGCUCGAACGAGUAAUAUCAUACGUCACGACCAGCGCCACACAGACUCAUCCUAAGCUUGUUAUACUGUUAGUUUUAUAUAACGAACUUGAUGAAUAUAAUUAGUCACAUAAUAUUAUUACACAGCUAAUCUGUGCUCUAUAUAAAUUAUGUUUGAACUGCAACUGUUCUGCGAUACCAUUGUCUAGUAUCGCCAUGCAUUAUGAAGAAAACAAUUUCCUAGGAGUAAUUCUCCAUAAUCUAGCACAUGAAUAUAGUAUCAUAUGACCGCUGUCGAAGAAUAACGUCGUAACAGCAGAACUAAAGGAAUUGAGAACAAGAAGCGGGCGCACUUACGACGUUAUUCGCCGAAGUGGCGCGUAGUGUUUCUAUAAGUCAAUGUAAUUGAUAAUAACGUGACGUUGAAACGAAUAUUUAAAUUCAUCUCAUUAAGAUUAAAUGUUUCACCCUACGUACGUAAUUGGUCGAUUGAUUUUCGUGUUAUAUUUAUUCUUAUAUUUAUGUUUGUAUUCUGUAAUCGUGUUUUCGCUGGGUUUUUGUUUGUCGGAGUCGCUGGAACUGGACGGCGGCCGAUAAGGACGUCGGCCUGUGUUAAAUCGGUCAAGUCUUCCAUUAAGGUGUCAACAGGAAUGUACCCUUACAUUACAACCAAUAAAUGAUUUUCACUCGAUCGCCGCUUUUAACGAACUAGAUAAGUUAUUUAUUAUAGUCUGUGUUGUCGGUUACGUCAAUUUUUGGACUGUCAGACCCUAGUUUUAAUUCAAGUCAUUUCUUUUCUUAA
Molecule: messenger RNA, 4264 nt
Organism: Helicoverpa armigera (cotton bollworm)
Lineage: Eukaryota; Metazoa; Arthropoda; Insecta; Lepidoptera; Noctuidae
Gene: Usp16-45
Product: ubiquitin carboxyl-terminal hydrolase 16/45
Exons: 7
Coding region: 177-3155 (992 amino acids)
Biological process (GO): protein deubiquitination
Molecular function (GO): zinc ion binding; cysteine-type deubiquitinase activity
Source: RefSeq, a predicted model, not a curated record